Messenger RNA from Heterobilharzia americana, 1788 nucleotides. Lineage: Eukaryota; Metazoa; Platyhelminthes; Trematoda; Strigeidida; Schistosomatidae. The record is from the annotation of a GenBank genome assembly.
AUGGUACGCUUAAUACUGCACCAAGUGAUCCCAUCAGAUUCUGGUGAAUAUGUUUGCAAAGUUCACGGUGAAGUGGUAGAGGCUGAAACAAAACAACAAAUGACUAAAACCAUUUCAUCUGGCUCAAUUGUUACAAUUGAAGAUCAAACUGAGGAAACAACUGUCCAAGUUGAAGAUACACAAACUGUAGAACCAUCAGUGGCUUCCAUAGAACCAGCAGAUUUAUGCUUUGUUAAACCGGUUACACUUGAACUACGCACAGUUUCUGAGCAAGAAAAGCAACUUGAACUUGAGUGUCAAUUCCAAGCUGAUUUGAAGCCAGUGGAGGUGCAGUGGAGGCUGGAUGGCAAAGAGUUGACUCAAUCCGACCGAAUUGAAAUGUCAUACAUGGAAGAUGUUGGUGUGGCCCACUUGGUUGUGCAUCAAGUUAGUUCAGCGGAUUCAGGUGAUUAUGCGUGUGUCGUUGUUGGUGAGGUGAUUGAAGCACAGACAGGUGAACGUUCAAUGAAGACGAUAAUAUCAACAUCACAAGUUACUAUCGAAGAAGAGUUACCAGAAGAAUCGGUUGCACCGAUGGAAAGUAGCGGACCAGAAGAAGCGACUAUUGCACCCGUACAAUCUGCUGAUUUAUGCUUUGUGAAACCAGUCACACCAGAGCUGAAUAUUGUCUCCGAGCAAGAACGACAACUUGAACUUGAGUGUCAAUUCCAAGCUGAUUUGAAGCCAGUGGAGGUGCAGUGGAGGCUGGAUGGCAAAGAGUUGACUCAAUCCGACCGAAUUGAAAUGUCAUACAUGGAAGAUGUUGGUGUGGCCCACUUGGUUGUGCAUCAAGUUAGUUCAGCGGAUUCAGGUGAUUAUGCGUGUGUCGUUGUUGGUGAGGUGAUUGAAGCACAGACAGGUGAACGUUCAAUGAAGACGAUAAUAUCAACAUCACAAGUUACUAUCGAAGAAGAGUUACCAGAAGAAUCGGUUGCACCGAUGGAAAGUAGCGGACCAGAAGAAGCGACUAUUGCACCCGUACAAUCUGCUGAUUUAUGCUUUGUGAAACCAGUCACACCAGAGCUGAAUAUUGUCUCCGAGCAAGAACGACAACUUGAACUUGAGUGUCAAUUCCAAGCUGAUUUGAAGCCAGUGGAGGUGCAGUGGAGGCUGGAUGGCAAAGAGUUGACUCAAUCCGACCGAAUUGAAAUGUCAUACAUGGAAGAUGUUGGUGUGGCCCACUUGGUUGUGCAUCAAGUUAGUUCAGCGGAUUCAGGUGAUUAUGCGUGUGUCGUUGUUGGUGAGGUGAUUGAAGCACAGACAGGUGAACGUUCAAUGAAGACGAUAAUAUCAACAUCACAAGUUACUAUCGAAGAAGAGUUACCAGAAGAAUCGGUUGCACCGAUGGAAAGUAGCGGACCAGAAGAAGCGACUAUUGCACCCGUACAAUCUGCUGAUUUAUGCUUUGUGAAACCAGUCACACCAGAGCUGAAUAUUGUCUCCGAGCAAGAACGACAACUUGAACUUGAGUGUCAAUUCCAAGCUGAUUUGAAGCCAGUGGAGGUGCAGUGGAGGCUGGAUGGCAAAGAGUUGACUCAAUCCGACCGAAUUGAAAUGUCAUACAUGGAAGAUGUUGGUGUGGCCCACUUGGUUGUGCAUCAAGUUAGUUCAGCGGAUUCAGGUGAUUAUGCGUGUGUCGUUGUUGGUGAGGUGAUUGAAGCACAGACAGGUGAACGUUCAAUGAAGACGAUAAUAUCAACAUCACAAGUUACUAUCGAAGGUAUAGUUUAUCUGAAUAUUAUGUUAUAA